Ochotona princeps (American pika) is the source of this 3796-nucleotide messenger RNA. RefSeq names its product TBK1 binding protein 1 (gene TBKBP1). Gene Ontology annotation, biological process: canonical NF-kappaB signal transduction. Lineage: Eukaryota; Metazoa; Chordata; Mammalia; Lagomorpha; Ochotonidae. The record is from RefSeq and is a predicted model, not a curated record. Gene Ontology annotation, cellular component: cytoplasm.
CCUUGGGCGCUGCUGCCCAGCCCUGCCCUGCCCGACCCCCGGGCCGCGGGGCCCAUUGACGGUGACACACCUACACUCAUUCACAGACACACUCCCCUGCGUGCCAGCCGCAGACACACAUUCAUAAACAGGCCGGGAGAAGUACACACGCGCACCCCCUCGCUGCCUACUCUUUCUUUCGGGAGCCCUGAGUCAUCUCUACCCCCUCACCGGGCUCCCCCUUUUCCCGUGUGCAGGCGCACUGGUGCUGGGGCCCUUGGCGGGGGAAUCGCUCGCGGCCCACCCACCUCCCUUGGCCCCUUCCUCAGCUUGGUGCCUCUGACACUCAGCCAAGGACUUCCUGUAGGCCCGGGGUCAGGGGCCCAGAGUGCCUGGAUGGUGGCCACCGCCCCUGUGCAGCUGGGGGAGGCGCUUCCUUUUCCUGAACUCCGGGAGCCUGCAGGAGGAAGCGCGGGAGUUGGGUGGGGGCACGGCUCGCUGGUAGGCCUGAGCAGGUCUGGGGCCUGCGUUAGGCAGCGGCUGGAGGUGCAGGGGCCUAGCAUGAGGAGCUUGGCAGCAAGGAGGCCGGGUGUGGGCCCUGGGCCAGGCCCUCAGCAUGGAGUCCAUGUUUGAGGACGACAUCAGCAUCCUGAGCCAGGAGGCCCUGGGGCCCAGCGAGGUGUGGCUGGACGGGCCUGGAGACCCUGCGCUGGGAGGGGACAUGUGCUCCGCCUCCCACUUUGCCCUCAUCACGGCCUAUGGGGACAUCAAAGAGCGGCUAGGAGGCCUGGAGAGGGAAAACGCCACCCUGCGCCGCCGCCUCAAAGUCUAUGAGAUCAAGUACCCGCUGAUCAGUGACUUUGGCGAGGAGCACGGUUUCUCUCUCUAUGAAAUCAAGGAUGGCUCCCUGCUGGAGGUGGAUAAGGUCAGCCUGCAGCAGCGGUUCAACCAGUUCCAGCAGGAGUUGCAGAACAACAAGGAGCAGGAAGAGCAGCUCGGGGAGAUGAUCCAGGCUUACGAGAAACUCUGCGUGGAGAAGAGUGACUUGGAAACGGAGCUGGGGGAGAUGCGGGCCCUGGUGGAGACGCACCUGCGGCAAAUCUGUGACUUGGAGCAGCAGCUGCGGCAACAACAGGGCCUUCGAGACGCCGCCUUCCCCAGCCCUGAGUCCCCGCCCGCCCCUGCCCCACCGUGUACUGACCUGGACAUGCACUACCUGGCGCUGAGAGGGGAACAAACAACCCUCAAUCAUGUGUUCCCUUCCCUGCCAGCGGGCUGGCCAGGCCCUACGCGCCCAAGUGUGAGUGAGCUGGAGCGGCAGCGCCUGGAAGAGGCUCUGGAGGCUGCUCAGGGAGAGGCCCGGGGGGCCCAGCUGCGGGAGGAACAGCUACAGGCCGAAUGUGAGAGGCUGCAGGGGGAGCUGAGGCAGCUGCAGGAGAGCCGGGCCCAGGAUCUGGCCUCCAACCAAUCGGAGCGGGACAUGGCAUGGGUGAAGAGAGUGGGGGGCUCACAGGUGAACUUGGCAUUGGCCUACACAGAGCUGACCGAGGAGCUGGGGCGGCUUCGGGAGCUGAGUUCCCUGCAGGGCCGAAUCUUGAGGACCCUGCUACAGGAGCAGACCCGCAGCUGCGGCCAGAGACACUCGCCACUGUCGCAGCGUCACUCCCCGGCCUCCCAGUGCCCCUCGCCGUCCCCGCCGGCCCGAGCAGCGCCCCCAUGCCAGUCGCCCGUCCCGCAGCGCCGUUCGCCCGUGCCCCCGUGCCCCUCACCCCAGCAGCGCCGCUCGCCCGCCUCGCCCUCCUGCCCGUCGCCCGUCCCGCAGCGCCGCUCGCCCGUGCCACCGCCCUGCCAGUGCCCCAGCCCGCAGCGGCGCUCCCCGGCGCCCUCCAGCUGCCCGGCACCGCAGCCCCGGCCACCGCCGCCACCACCGCCGCCUGCGGACAGGACGCUGGCUGAGCGCACCUACGCCAAGCCGCCCAGCCACCACGUGAAGGCCGGCUUCCAGGGCCGCCGCAGCUACUCGGAGCUGGCGGAGGGCGCGGCCUACGCGGGCGCCUCCCCGGCCUGGCUGCAGGCCGAGGCAGCCACGCUGCCCAAGCCGCGCACCUACGGCGGCGAGCUCUACAGCCCCGCGGCGCGGCCACUCAGCCCACGGCGCGCCUUCGAGGGCAUCCGGCUACGCUUCGAAAAGCAGCCGUCGGAGGAGGAGGAGUGGGCCGUGCCCGCCAGCCCGCCCAGCCCCGAGGCCGGCACCAUCCGCUGCGCCUCCUUCUGCGCGGGCUUCCCCAUCCCUGAAUCGCCCGCAGCCACCGCCUACACCCACGCUGAGCACGCGCAGUCCUGGCCGUCCAUCAACCUGCUGAUGGAGACGGUGGGCUCCGACAUCCGUAGCUGCCCCCUCUGCCAACUGGGUUUCCCUGUGGGGUACCCGGAUGACGCCCUCAUCAAACACAUUGACUCCCACCUGGAGAACAGCAAGAUCUAGGGCACCUCCCCCCACUAGCUGUCUCUCUACCCUCUGCCCUCGCCCCCCAGCCCAAACUCUCUCACUCACUUUGAAUGCUGCAUGACUCUGGUGGGGGGCGCCAGCCCCCCGCAACCCCCAGAUACCUCCACUAGCUCCUGAGUCAAUGUGUGUGCCAUCUUCCCCGGCCCAGGCACCACUCAACUCUGGCUCUUCCAGGAGGUCCACUAAGCGCCCCCUCCCUGCCAACCUUCCUGGCUUCCACGGAGGAGGGGGGGUGCUUCAGGCUGGGGUGGGGAGGGGUAGACCUCUCCCAGGCCUCUCCCUCUGCUUUUCUGUUCUGAAACAGGGUUGGAGUUAAGAAUGUGUCUAGUGCUUGGGCUGGGGGAGGGGGAGAAUGUCAGAGGAAUCCAGGAGCCCUCCCCCAACCCCUCCCCUGACAUCCAUCUGUCCCAGGCUGUGCUCUGUCUGGGGCACAUGUCCCCGUGGCGUUCAGAGCCUGCCUGUACAGUAAUGCUGGCUUCUCCACUUGAAGCCCACCCAGGCUGGUAGCACCAGCUACCAUGGGACAUGCAGGCGGCUUCAUCUGUGGCCACUCCCUGCAGGCCAGCCAGUCUCCCACACUCUGGCUGCUUUAGGGCUUAGGGAGGGUGGGAAAGGAGGGGCAGGGGGCCUCCCCUGUGGCCCCAGCCUGUGCCUGCCUCCUGGAGCCCUGGCACAUAGCACAGGUUGUCAAGGCAGAUCCUCCCCCCCCGCCACAAAUCCCCCCAGCCUUGCCCCUACCCAAGCCGCUGAUACCACAGGUGCCCUAGAGCCCGCGUGUGACGCAUGGACAGGCGUCGUCGGCCCCUGUCUUCCAGGCCAGGACCUAGGAAGGGGCCCAGGGUGCCCGGGAGAUCUACUUCAAAAGAGCUAACCCCCUUCCCAUGCCCCUCAACCCACAUUCCCUCCGUGAAAUCUACCUCAGAAGGAUGGGGAGCAGGCGGCUGGGGUGGGAGCCUCCUGGGCAAGAGCCUGCCGCCCCAAGUGAGCCCACCCCCAACCCCGCCCCACCAGCCGCUCGCUAGCAGCUUGCAGCCCUGGGCGGGUGGCCGCAGACGCUGCUGUCCACGCUCGUGCCCUUCCGAUCCAGCUCUUCCAGGCCCUUCCUCACCUCCUCCUUCCUCAGUGCUGGGGAGGGAGAGGUCGUGUCCAGUGGGGAAGGGGCCCAAGACUCCAGAGACAAAUGGCAUUGUACCCUGAGUGCUCCUCAGGUUGAGGACGUGGGGAAGGGGGCCUGGAGAGGGAUGGGGCUCAUGUGCUCGCGGAACAAGUUGGAAGUCCAAAUAAACUUACCUGCUCCAUCUGCGCUCA